Molecule: messenger RNA, 1027 nt
Organism: Nymphalis io (European peacock)
Lineage: Eukaryota; Metazoa; Arthropoda; Insecta; Lepidoptera; Nymphalidae
Exons: 5
Coding region: 128-955 (275 amino acids)
Source: RefSeq, a predicted model, not a curated record
AUUUAUUAUUAAUAAUAUUGUUCAGCCAGAUUUAUGAACGAACAAUGAGUAUUGACUUCGUUUGUCCAGGGUGACAACUGACAGUGAAAUGCGAAAGUGUUUUGUGUGAAGCGCAAGCUUUAUCAAAAUGCUGUGUCACUUUCUGGUCAUUGUAUCGGUAUUAGUGUCAGUGGCAGGUCACGGUAGAGUGUUAGAGCCGCCAUCUAGAGCCUCUAUGUGGCGUUAUGGUUUCCAAACUAAGCCCAACUACGAUGACGAUGGAUUGAACUGUGGAGGAUUCUAUCGUCAAUAUAAUAUUAAUCGCGGAAAAUGUGGUAUUUGUGGUGACCCUUACGACAUGAAGAAACCGAGAACUCACGAAAUUGGUGGCACAUACGGCCAGGGUAUAAUCGUGGCUCAGUUCAGAGCUGGUCAGGUGUUCACAGCAAUAGUUGAAAUAACAGCCUUUCACCGCGGCUACUGGUAUUUCAAGAUAUGUCCUAAUUCUAAUAGAAAUGACCAAUCGUGUUUCGACAAAUAUCCAGUGGAACUUAAAAGUGGAGGAUUUAAAUAUUAUCCACCUAAGUCAGGAUUACAUAAGGUCGAUUAUCGCUUACCUGAGGGGUUGUUUUGUGAUCAUUGCGUUUUACAAUGGAGAUAUGUUGCUGGUAACAACUGGGGUUCCUGUGGCAAUGGGACAGGAGCACUGGGUUGUGGGAAUCAGGAAACCUUCGGCGCUUGUUCCGAUAUAUCUAUCAGUGCGCCGAAUUAUAUACAAAAUGGACCAUUUCCAGUCCAUUUGGCAUAUUUAAAUGAUGUCGAUAAAGGUCUGCUUGAUUUGCUUCGAAAAAUAACGCCAAGACACGUCAAAAAGAAAUCGCCAAUGUCUAAUAAAAAUAAGAAAAAUCACCGAAAACCUAGAAAUAAAGAUACAAAACAUUCGAAACGAAAAAAGUUCUGGCAGCCCGAGACGUGAAUCACAUGUGCCAAUAAAGGACGCUCCACAAUCAUAGUUAUUAUUUAAUAUUAAAGAUAGAAUUAAAACACA